Molecule: messenger RNA, 506 nt
Organism: Soboliphyme baturini
Lineage: Eukaryota; Metazoa; Nematoda; Enoplea; Dioctophymatida; Soboliphymatidae
Source: the annotation of a GenBank genome assembly
AUGACCAGCAGUGCGUGCGAACAGGACAAGAACAAGUAUUCGAGCUUUCGAAAGAAGAGAAUUGUCGGCAGCAUGGCAAAUCCAACCAAGCCUCUCAGUAAAAAACGGAAGUUUGUUGCUGAUGGCGUAUUUCAAGCCGAGUUGAACAAUUUCUUCAUGCGAGAGCUGGCUGAGGACGGAUAUUCUGGAGUGGAGGUGAGGAAGACGCCCAGGAAAACGGAAAUCAUCAUCAUGGCGACCAGAACUCAGAGUGUACUUGGUGAUAAAGGUCGCCGCAUACGUGAACUGACCGCUUUGGUGCAGAAGCGCUUCGGAUUUCCAGACGACUCUGUCGAGGUACUUAAAUUAAAGUUUAAUCAUCUGCUUAAUUCUUGCAUUUUCAAACAUUGUACCUUCGUGCAUGUGAGCAUAAAUUUGCAUGCUUAUUCAGGAAGUUUACUUUUAAUUUCUAAUUUUAUUCUUCUUAUGCAGUUGCGUCGAAAACGACGUCGGUUGCCGUGCUAGCU